CCUUCCAUACUUCACUCAACCUUGCCUUUACAAACUCCACAACCAUGAAUCCCUACUUAGAAAACAAUUUUCUUGUGCGGUUGAUGGAAGAAAUGGAAGAGGAAGAAGAAGAGUUGCAGUUGGCGAGGCACAUGGUCAAUAGGAGGCGACGUGCACGCAAUGAGCGUCGUCAUGGUGGUUCGAUUCCAGGGCGUGUUAGGAUUCAUCGUGAUCACAUGAGCGGCGAUGCAAGAAUCCGAGCGGACUACUUUGGAGCGAACCCGGUGUACACGGAUGCUCAAUUUCGUAGGAGGUUCCGCAUGCGUCGCCAUGUGUUUGAGCGCCUUGUUGAUGUUGUGCAACAAGUGGAUCCAUAUUUUAUCCAGCGUCCAAACUGUGCGGGUGAGAUUGGUCUUUCUGCUCUACAGAAAGUUGUUGCUGCUGUUCGAAUCCUUGCUUACGGUAUUCCGGCUGAUGUCGUUGACGAAUACGUACGCAUUGGUGAAUCUACUGCUCAUGAGGCAUUGAAACACUUUUGCAUGGCCGUCCAAACCGCGUUUGCUCUGUAUUAUCUCCGUGCACCAAAUGCAGAAGAUAUCGCACGCCUUCUCCAAGUUGGCGAGUCACGUGGGUUUCCUAGUAUGCUUGGUAGUGUUGAUUGCAUGCAUUGGGAGUGGCGUAACUGUCCAAGUUCAUGGAAGGGCAUGUUUACAGGGCGUGGUAAACAUCCUACCAUGAUCUUGGAAGCUGUUGCGUCGUAUGACCUGUGGAUAUGGCAUGCAUAUUUUGGUCUGCUAGGUAGUUGCAACGACAUAAACGUUCUUCACCGUUCAAACCUUUUCGAAAGGCAUCUGAGCGGUGACACACCUCGAGUUUCAUUCACUGUGAAUGGUCACACAUACAAUAUGGGAUAUUACCUAGCAGACGAGAUUUACCGUGACUGGCCCGCAUUUGUGAAGACAAUCCGUAACCCCUACGACGUUAGAACCCAACACUUUGCAACAAUUCAAGAGUCUGCUCGCAAAGAUAUUGAACGAGCUUUCGGUGUACUCCAGAAGAGAUGGGGUGUAAUGGAAGAGCGCAACGACUUCGUCAAUCAAAGGUACAACCAACUGAAAGACCGCAACAAAUAUACUCAGCUUCAGGUUGAUCUGAUACACCAUCACUGGGCGCGACAUGGAUCCGGAGUUGCAUAGGAAGCAAUGAAACAAGUUGUGUCAUGUCUGUUCUUAUCUACUAUCGAACUGUUAUUGUGUUGACAUGUUUAGUUUACAUUGUUGUACUGUCUGUCGUAGUGUCAUGUCUGUUCUUAUCAACUGUGUGUACUGUUAGUGUCUCAUG
Molecule: messenger RNA, 1320 nt
Organism: Zea mays
Lineage: Eukaryota; Viridiplantae; Streptophyta; Magnoliopsida; Poales; Poaceae
Exons: 2
Coding region: 45-1175 (376 amino acids)
Source: RefSeq, a predicted model, not a curated record